UAAAAAGUUGAGAUUGAAAUCCGGAAUGUUUUUUUAUAACUUUAAUGUUAAUUAUUAGUUUAAAUAACUUAAAGAAUGGAUACAAAUAGACUUUGUCGUUGCUGCUUAGCCCAAGGAGCCACCAGUGAUUUGAAUACAAGCUACAGCUGGUGUGAAAAAAAGGAAAUAUACUCGGAAAUGUUGCAGGAAUGCUUUAGUAUUGUUCUAAGGCCCAGUAUGCAAAGCAAUGGUAUUUGCGAUAUCUGCGUGAAGAAUCUUCAGGAUUCAUUCUACUUUAAGCGUCAAGUCCUCAAAGCUGAGCAGGCAUUUUUGGAGAGGCUCUGUUGUGAAGAUCAGCCUGUUUUAUUCAAGACGCAGGCCUCUGAAGAAAAAGAUGAAAAACCAAUUGUCAAGAUGGAACCAGAUCCGAGUGAGUCUGAUCACGACUCAGAUUACUUCGUUGACACCAUCAAAGAAGAACCACCAUCGUUGGACAACACAGACUCGCCGCCAGAGAUAGAGGUGCCGCGGCGGAAAACGAGAUCUAGAAGCCAAAAAAAAUCAGAAGAGAACCAUCGAAAAAUUGCUAAUUUUGUCACUAAAUUGGCUAUGAAUUCAGGCAUACUACCGAACAUCAACAAAGCACCAAAGCAAAGGAAAAUUAAUGUCAACAUGAGAGACCCAAUAGAAAUAGAGUGGAAAAGGAAAUCCGUCAUAGACAAACGAAAGCACAGAGAUAAUUUACUGACUAUAUUAAAAUACUCAAACGUCAUACCGUUCAGGAAUAAGUCCCUACGAGGUUUUAUAUGUGGUUACUGUGACGCCACAUACCCAGAUCCUAUAGACUUAAGGUCUCACACUCAAAAUGAACAUGAAAAAGAACGUUAUUCUUUCAAAUCCUCAUUUGACAUGACCGAAUACAAUGUUAAGUUGGAUAUAACCGACCUUGUAUGUACAAUAUGUUUAACACAGAUGGACAAUUUAACUAAAUUAAAGGACCACCUCGUUGAUAAUCACAAAAAAAUUGUCUACAAUGACAUAAAAGACCACAUUAUGCAGUUUAAAUUGAAAAAAGGUGACGUUUUUGAUUGUGUUAUGUGUCCAUCAACGUAUGAAACAUUCAAAAUGUUAAAGCAACAUAUGAACAAACAUUAUUGUAAUUACAGCUGUACAAAAUGCGAGAAUGCCUUUGCAACUAAAAGAUCUUUGAACGCACACCAAGCGUCACACCAAGACGGUAGCUUCAAGUGUGAUUUAUGUGAAAAAAUAUUCUCAAGUAAAACCAAGAAGCAUUAUCACGAGAAAACUAAGCAUAUGGGGACGAGGAACAUAAGCAAUUGUCCAUUCUGUGACGUCCCAUUCCGUUCCUACUACCAACGCAAUCAACACAUGGUUAAAGUACACAAUUCUGAAGCGCAAUACAAAUGUAACGUAUGCAACAAGGGUUACAUAUUAAAAUCUUUAUUAAUGUAUCACAUAAAGAAGAACCAUUUGAUGGAACGUAACUGUCAGUGUACGGAGUGCGGGCACAAGUUUUUCAGCAACAAAGCUUUGAAAGCUCACAUGGUGAAGCACACUGGGGAAAGGAAGUACUCGUGUGAAGUUUGCCACAAAUCCUACGCCAGGAAGUACACGCUGCGGGAACAUAUGCGUAUACACAAUAACGACAGGCGGUUUAAGUGUGAAGUGUGCGGUACAUCGUUUGUGCAAAAGUGCAGUUUGAAAAGUCAUCUGUUAUCGCACCAUGGUAUUUGCAUAGCUGCAAGUAAUAUCACUUCGAAGUCCUGAACUGAGACGUAAACAUUGAAAGUGUAUGUUUGUGCUUAUUUUUUGUAUCAAUGGAGCAAUGGCUCACUAUGAUUCUUUGUACUGUGGCACAUACUGUUAAAAUGUUAUAUGUGUAUUAAAUUAUGGCUGAACGUUUUUUGAUGAACUUAGGAAUAUAAUUUUAUCAUUAUUAUUUAACAAUGUAUUAUGUUAACAGCGUAUUAUUGUUCAACAAUAAUGAUAAAUUUAUAUUCCAACAAAAUUCAAAUUUCAGUUGAACAGUUGAACUUUGUCUUUAAAUGCAAUAAGUAUAGGCCACGCCAUUAAAGAAUUGAUAUAUAAAAGGCAUUCAUGCCAUAUUACACAUAUAUCACAUAUUAUUGUGUGAAGUAAAAAGCAAUACCGAAAAAACUGCUUAUAUUAAAAAUGUGAAAAUUGUUAUUGUUUGUCUGUGUAUUUGGAUCUAACACAGAAUUUUCACAGGUAAACUGUCCACAUACGAACCAUCACAUAGCUCUGUUGCUCCGUUGCUGCUUGAAAUCUGGAAAAGAUAUCAAACUAUUAUAAAUAUUUAUAUAUAUAUAUAUAU
Pararge aegeria (speckled wood butterfly) is the source of this 2335-nucleotide messenger RNA. RefSeq names its product zinc finger protein Xfin-like. Gene Ontology annotation, biological process: regulation of DNA-templated transcription. Gene Ontology annotation, molecular function: DNA-binding transcription factor activity, RNA polymerase II-specific; zinc ion binding; RNA polymerase II cis-regulatory region sequence-specific DNA binding. NCBI's taxonomy places the organism in Eukaryota, Metazoa, Arthropoda, Insecta, Lepidoptera, Nymphalidae. Gene Ontology annotation, cellular component: nucleus. The coding region runs from base 76 to 1767 and encodes 563 amino acids. The record is from RefSeq and is a predicted model, not a curated record. The transcript is spliced from 5 exons.